GGGGUGGUGGAGGUGGUGGUGGUGGUGGUAGGAGGGAGUCUCUUCUCUUCUGCGCCCGACAGGCUGUGCGAUCCUCAGCAGUGUUCUGAGACUGCACAGUCCCGGUCCCGGUCCCGCUCCCGGUCCCGGUCCCGCGCUCUCUCACGGAUUUAAAGGACUCGCCUGGAAGUUGGACUCUACCGUCCCGGGAUUUACUACAUGGAGAAAAAGAGGAGCAGCUCGGAGCGGCGCAAGGAGAAGUCCCGCGAUGCGGCGCCGCUCCAGGCGCAGCAAAGAGACGGAGGUCUUCUACGAGCUCGCCCACCAGCUGCCGCUGCCCCGCCAGCGUCAGCGCCCCACCUGGACAAGGCCUCCAUCAUGAGGCUGGCCAUCAGCUUCCUGCGCACACGCAAGGUGAUCGCCACAGGCGGCCGGGGGAGCAGCGGCAGAGACGGCGAGGACGACCAACAGAUGGACAGUCUGUACCUGAAGUCUCUGGAGGGGUUCGUCACCAUGGUAACAUCCGACGGGGACAUGAUAUUCCUGUCCGAGAACAUCAGCAAGUUCAUGGGGCUCACGCAGGUGGAUCUCACUGGUCACAGCAUCUUUGACUUCACCCACCCGUGUGACCACGAGGAGAUCCGAGAAAAUCUCAGCCUGAAGACAUCUGGCAGCGGCUCGGGUAAAAAAGGCAAAGACCUGAGUACUGAGCGAGAUUUCUUCAUGAGGAUGAAAUGCACGGUGACCAACAGAGGACGCACCGUCAACCUCAAGUCAGCCAGCUGGAAGGUGCUGCAUUGCACCGGACACCUGAAGAUGUACAGCAGCUGCCCCCCACGCGUGCUGUGCGGCUUCAGCGAGCCCCCGCUCACCUGCGCCGUGCUGAUGUGCGAACCCGUCGCACACCCGUCCAACAUCGACGCGCCGCUGGACAGCAAGACGUUCCUGAGCCGACACGGCAUGGACAUGAAGUUCACCUACUGCGACGAGAGCGUGACACAGCUGAUGGGCUACGCUCCCGAGGACCUGCUGGGCCGCUCGGCCUACGACUUCUACCACGCGCUGGACUCCGACGGCGUCACCAAGAGCCACCACAACCUGUGUUCCAAGGGGCAGGCGGUGAGCGGUCAGUACCGCAUGCUGGCCAAGAACGGAGGCUACGUGUGGGUGGAAACCCAGGGGACUGUCAUCUACAACAGCCGCAACUCCCAGCCCCAGUGCAUAGUGUGCAUAAACUAUGUCCUCAGUGACAUCGAGGAGAAGUCGAUGGUUUUGUCCUUGAAGCAGACGGAGUCGAUGUUCAAGCCACAGGGCAUGAGCAGCUUCUUCACCGCCGGGGACGCAGGCGCCGCCGGAGAGCCGGGAGACGCGCUCUUCGCCAAGCUCAAAGAGGAGCCCGAGGAGCUCACCCAGCUGGCCCCGACUCCUGGAGACACAAUCGUCUCCCUGGACUUCGAUCGCCCUCCGUUUGAGGAGCCGCCGCCGCCGCCGCCCGUCGGGUACCCCCAGGUGCCUCCCGCGGCGGCGUCCCUCCCGGGAACCGCUUCCUGGGUCAGCGAGAUCAGCAGGCCCGGCCCUCCGGCGUCGGCUCAGCGGGACGCGGCCAACGCGUUCACCGUGCCCCAGAACCCUCCGCCGGGCAGCGCCACGCCGAGCCUCAGCAGCUGCUCCACGCCCAGCAGCCCAGGUGAUUACUACAGCCCAGUGGAGAGUGACCUGAAAGUGGAGCUGACGGAGAAGCUGUUUUCUCUGGACACGGACGAAAGCACUCCGGCCAACACUGAGUGCGACUUGAGCGACUUGGACCUGGAGACGUUGGCCCCUUACAUCCCGAUGGAUGGCGAGGACUUCCAGCUGCACCCCAUCGUGCCAGAGGCCGAGGCGCUGGAGGCGGGUCCGGCGGGAUCCGGCGGGCCCGCCGUCGGCCUGGCUGCGGCGCAGCAGCCGACGCAGCGCAGCUUCAGCAACAUCGCCAGCCUCUUCCAGCCCCUGGCCUCCCCACCUCAGCCCCGAGGCCUCUACCGGGAGCAGCCCGCUGCGCCGUGGGCCGCGGGGGAGAAGGGAUGCUCCGGCCAGGGCGCCGUGGACUCCGGGCCCGGGUCCUGCCUGUUGGGCCACUUGCAAAAUGUCCCGGCGGCAGCCAGCACGCCUCUGUCGUCCAUGGGCGGCAGGCAGAACCUGCUGUGGCCACCGGACCCUCUGAUAACGUACCAGCAGCAGCUGCAGGCCAGCAAGGCGUACCUGAUGCAGCCUUUCCCUGGGGAGCAGCGCCCGUCCUGCCAACAGAACAUGCCACACCUCAUGCAGAAACACAGGUCCAUUGACAACUUUGUGCAGGCCUAUAGAGACAUGAGUCCAGCCAACGUGGCCGUGGCCAACAGUAUCAAGCGCUCCUUCACUCAGAUGGCUGUGGGUGACGGGACGCCCUCGGAAAACAUCUGGAAGAAGAUGAGGCGGGACAGCAGCGCCGGCUCACUGGCAGCGUCGGAGAUGGGCAGGAUGACGCCGGGAGGCGUGUCUCCGUUCCUCAGCUCCGCGCAGCAACACAGGAAGUGCCAGUAUCCGGGAAACGGGACGGGUGGCGAUGAUGAGAAACUCUUCCUCCGGAAGAGCUGCAGCUACACGUAUAACACGCAGCCCUGCAACAAGACCGAGGGUAUGGUCAGCCGUUUGCUGGGCCCUUCCUUCGAGUCCUCCUGUCUGCCCGAGCUGACCCGUUACGACUGCGAGGUCAACGUCCCCCUCCAGGGCAGCCUGUACCUCCUCCAGGGCCGCGACCUGCUGAGGGCCCUGGACCAGGCCACCUAGAGCCCUCGAGGUUCAAAGCCUGCCUUAAACCUGAACUUAAUCCCGACCCUAAGCCUCAGUGUGCAGCCAGAGAAUUAAGCCUUUCUUGACCUUCAUACCUCCGGGCAUUCUGGGAGCCCCGGGGCUGAGCUACCCACGGGAAACGGCGUUCACGACCACGUCCUGCCUUCUGCCUUUAGCUUCUACGCCUCCGCCCACGCUGUCGUCCCCUGUCCCCUUGGUCGUCCCGCACCUAGACGAGCUGAGACGUCAGAGUCACUGUCUUUGUCCUCGGAGGUCUCGACUCAAAUCAGAUACAGGUCGAACACCAGCGUUGUGCCCACGCGUUGAGCCAGUGACAUAGACGAGCUGCACUUUUAGGGUAACAUUGGUGAAUAAAGAGGUCAGCGCGGGACGAUUAACAGAGUGAAAAAUAACGCGACUAAAAGACUCGACACCGGAGUUUGAACUCGGUUCUUCAGUGCAGAUGGAGACCUGCCUUCUCCUCAGCAGCUCAGAGGAGCAAUAUACUACCUAGACGACACUGCGUCCUUUCACUUUGAAUAUUAACCAGCAGUUAAACCCAUUUAACGCCUUAGUUUCUGGCAAAAGGUCACGUUGUGUGUAUCAUGUAUGUUCUGAAUUGUAGCCGUGUUUGAAUUUAAAACAACAACAAGAGUUAAAUAAAUAUGCGCAUUAAAAAAAAGAGAAAGCUCCCGAAACGCCCAAAUCUCCUUUUUUAGGACCGAAGUAAGCAAAAAUAAAUACUAAUAUGUCAUUUGAAAAAAGCGGAGAAUCCAAACUAAUGAGCAUAAUCGGGAUGCAAGCGGUGCCUGUGAGGACCGACACACUUUAACGGCCUCCAUCGUACCCGAGUCGCUGUGACCAUCUGCAGCGCAGAGCAGUUUGCUCACGCCGGCAAUACUUCGGGUCAACUGUGGUGACAUUAUAGUGUUGUUUUACGUAUUAUAAUAAGAUAAUAUUUUAGAUUGUAUCCGAUGUCCACUGGUUAUUUUAUUUAAUCAACAGUAAUACUGCUCUAUAUAUCUAUACUCAUUUAUUUUUGUAUCUUCUUGUGCCAGAUUAUGGUGUCAAACAGACACACUACACUUAUAUUGCAACACAUUUAUUCUGCUGUAAUAUGUUAAAGUUUUUGUUGUAUUAUUUUUGUAACUUCUCCUUAAAUCUGUCCUUUAUUUAUCUGAACGUGUUUUUUUCCUCUCGCUUGACUCUCAGUCGGGUCAGUAGCUUGUGUGACUACAGGGUUUUUUCUUAUUGUGCAAUUAUCUCACAGAGCUAAAGUUUAUAUAGUCAGCAGCAAAGCUCGCCGUAAUAGUUCAUGUGAGCCAGUGGUGUGCACCGACGGCCAACGGGGGCAGGGGUGGGAUAUCUAAAAAGUGAAUGCUUUUCCCUUUUAAGAUUUAAUUGUUGCUUUUAACAGAGCACGAGGUUUGGGCUUUUGUAACCACAGGUCAAUUAUAGAUUACUUUGUUUUUAUAUUUUGUCAUGUUCCUGUUUCCAGCAUUCCAGGCAGCCGCUUUCUAUUCAUUUCUAAUACAGGAAACAGUGUCUGCGCCACAACAACAGAGUUUAAAACGCGCAAAGUCUGUGAGAUUUGUCGUAAAUGGGCAGAGACUUUCUUUAAGGUUACCGGCGGGUGGGGGGGGGGGGAUAUUUGGGGGCGUGUGGGCCAAUCACAGGAGCCCCCCCUCCCCCUCUUUGCACAAACCAAUCGGCCUAAAAUGGAUCUGAAGAGUAUUGAUCAUAGAUCUCAGUUCACAUGUACGUUGCGUAUUUACAGAGAAGCGUGCUGUUGACGAUGGUGUUCUCAGUGUUUGUGUCCUGGUACUUUUGUCUUUCUCUGAUCCCUCGCUGGGCAGUUUCCCCUCGUGCUCCCUCCGUGUUGUGGAAGUUAUUUUCCUCCUUUCCACUUUUAUUCUUAAAUAUCGUAUCGCUAAAACAUGUAUCGGAUCUCUUGGCUGAACACUUUUUGUUUCUUGCUGUAAGACGAUAAAACUAAAAACAAGUAAAAGCUAAAUCGGUUUCACUUUUCAGAUAUGUAGCAUUUUGAAUAUUGUAAAGAAGGUGACGUUGCCACAUAAUUAAUCAUAGUUUCUAAGUUUCAUUUAUAAGAGCAACUGUCAUGUUUUAAGACGUGUUAUUUCUUGAAUUCUAACAUAUAUUUGUUAUUUUUUUGUGUUUUAUGUUGUGCUGACAUUCUCUUUAAAGUGUAAACUUCUUAAUGUGCCUUAUGCUUGUCCCAAAGCGUCUAGUUUACCCUUCAAGUGCACAGUUGAAUCCAGAGUCUUUUAUUGAACACAAUCCCAACUUGACCUCGUAUCUGAACACAGUGACGUUAACAAUGAUUUUCAUAUUAACCCACUCGAGGUUUUGUUUCUUAAUUCUUAAUCCUCCUCAGAACCCGCUGGUUAUGACAAGUUAACAUUUGUGACAGACAACCGGACAGUUUGUUUGUGAUUGAAGCUGCUUAGUUGAAAGAGCUCCUUGGAGGGUCAAAGGUCAGAGGGAAAAAUUGCAAUUGUUGCACAGUUUGCCUUAAAAACUGGCAGGUAACAUGAUAAUUGAUUGUUUAGAAAGGGCUGUAACCAAAUCCUUUAAUCAUUGAUUAAAUUAAGUUAGUUCUUCCUUUUUAAUGUUAAUAUCAAAUUGAGAUAUUUCUAUUUGCAGGACCAUGUACAGUAAUAAAUAUGUUGAAUUACCAAUAAUGAAAAUAAAAUCUAAUGCGUUUGAAGUUCUGGAGAACAAGACUUUUUAGGUUUAAAAUGUUGAAUGUUUAAUUGCACAUGGAAGAAGAACAGAUGGACUUUCUCUCAAUCGAUGAGAUUUGAACUAAAACGGGUUAAUGUACGUGGAAAGAGUCGGCCAGAUGGAAGUCGAAUUUAGAAACUAAAAUCAAGCCCCUCCCCCAAGGUAAUGGGCGGGGCUUAAACUCCAUUCAACCCCUAGAGGGCGUAUGACCAACACGCUGUGCUGCUUGAAGGGUUUCCCCACAACACAAAAGUGACCAAAUGUAUCCGGCUCGCACUUCCUCUUUAAAGACGAUAUCAGCAUCUGGUGUCUCGUGUGGCAGCAGCGCUCCUGCUUCUCCUCAUGGGAUCCGUGUUUAGCUACUUGUAUUCUCUUUUUGUCCAUGUCAUACAGUACAGUUGUAUUAGCUGAUCAAUGGUCUUCAUUUUUUUAAUAUGCUCAAAAUCAAUAUUGAUUUUAUUGUUAUCAUAUAUUGUCAUUAUUGUUAUUACUAAUUGGGGAAUUCAACCCAAUAAGAAGCGUGUGUUUAUGCACUGAUAUCUUAUUAUUAAAGCAUACUGAUCUUACCCUCCCUCA
Molecule: messenger RNA, 6111 nt
Organism: Gasterosteus aculeatus aculeatus (three-spined stickleback)
Lineage: Eukaryota; Metazoa; Chordata; Actinopteri; Perciformes; Gasterosteidae
Gene: epas1b
Product: endothelial PAS domain protein 1b
Biological process (GO): cellular response to hypoxia; regulation of transcription by RNA polymerase II
Cellular component (GO): nucleus; transcription regulator complex; cytoplasm
Molecular function (GO): DNA-binding transcription factor activity, RNA polymerase II-specific; protein dimerization activity; RNA polymerase II transcription regulatory region sequence-specific DNA binding
Source: RefSeq, a predicted model, not a curated record